GUCAAAAGGGUAAGUAAUUGAUGUCGAUACUGCAACCUAACACGAUGUUCGCUACAAACAUGGGACGUGAAGCAGUUCUUCGUUUACACUCUCCUAUUCAUUUUUCGUUGUGCAGACGGUGUAUGGCAUACUUCUCCAAUGAAGAACCUUCUCCCACCAUCACUGUCCCACAGCCUUUGGUGAAGAAGAUCCAGAAAGCUCUGAUUAGAAAGGAAGUAGAGCGGAUUGAAAAAAUGAACGAAAAACUUAGGCCUAAGGGUCCACUGAUCAUCAAGUGCAAGAGAAAAGCCUACAAUCACUACACUGGGGAGGCAUUCUCAAAGUUUAAACCAGAACUGUUGGCUUCACAUGGAUGGAAGCAUCACAAGUCUGUGGGUGACUAUUUUGUCAUAAAUGGAAAAAGACCAAACCCUGCACUCCAAAGUGGCUUAAAAUUUGAAGACUUUGGUCUCCAUGAAGCAAUUACGAAAAGUUUGCAUAGCAUGAACAUAAAGGAGCCCACCCACAUACAGGCUCUAACAAUCCCAGAGAUGCUAAACAAUAACAACGUGAUAUGUGCUGCAGAAACAGGGAGUGGGAAGACUCUUGCGUAUCUGCUACCCAUCCUUCACAUGCUGAAAAUUAAUCCAUUUGAUGGGCUCGACCAACGCCCAAACUGUCCACGAAGUGUAAUAGUUGUUCCAGCAAGAGAGCUGGUGGAUCAGGUUUAUUAUGUUGCACGUAGAAUAAUGGAUAAUUUACAUCUCUCGGUGCUUGCUUUGAGUGGUGGACAUAAAGCAAAGUUUUUCGAAAAAAAGGAAAAAGUAGAUAUGGUGGUAGGCACUCCUGGAACAUUAAUUUCAGCCAUGAAAGAAGGUCAUUUUGAUUUGAGUGCAGCGGAGCACUUGGUUCUGGAUGAAGGUGACACUCUACUGGAUGAUAGUUUCGCUACAUUUGUCAGUCGCUUGUUCAAAAAUAUACAGGUUGGUCAGAGUGCCAGUGGUAUGCUGGGGGCUGCACAGUUGGCCAUAGUGGGAGCCACACUGCCCCGGGGACUGGAUACAGUGUUAGAGGACAUAGCUCCAAUUGAAAGUUUUACCAAAGUGACUACAAAGCACUUGCACAAAUUGAUGCCUCAUGUGCCACAGAAGUUUGUCAGACUUACACCCAAAAAGCAAGGAGAAUACAUGCUGAAACUAGCCAGAGAGUUGCAGAGGAAAGAAGUUCCUGUAAUGGUGUUCUGUAAUAGCGUCAAGACAUGCUACUGGCUGUCCAGGUUCCUCAAGGAGAAUGGGGUGGAGUGCAUGGAGUUGCAUAAACAAUUGGACAGAAAGGAAAGGGCAGGAAGAUUUCAAAGAUUUCGUAGAAGAGAAUUCAACAUCCUUAUCUGCUCUGAUAUUGCCUCAAGGGGACUGGAUACCACGUGGGUUCAGCAUAUAGUAAAUUUUGACUUCCCGCGCUUCAUGUCGGACUAUAUCCACCGUGUUGGGAGGGUGGGGCGAGUGGGCAGUGAACAGCCUGGCUUUGUCACCAGUCUGGUCAUCCAUAAUUGGGACGUGGAGCUGUUGUGGCAGAUUGAGACGGCGGUGCGUCAGAUGGAACAGUUUCACAACGUGAAUGCAAACAUCAAGCGCAAACUCCAGGGGCGGCAUGCAAGGAAAAAGGAGAUAGAGGAGGCCAUGGCGGGGAGAUAAAACACCUGUAAAAUUGUUACAGAGGAAUUUUUUUAUUUUAAAAUUAAAAGAUUAUUCUAAUCCAAGUGUAAAAAUAAAUACUGUGUGCUAUCCAGAAACAAUCCGUCAACAAUUUGGUGUUCCUCUCGUUAUAAGUUACCGGUGUGUGACGGUCAUGACUGCAACAGCAUUGUCUACGCUUCACCCCUGUCGUACGUUCUGCAGAUUUAAAGCUACUGUGCUAUUUAAUAAACGAAUUAGUUAAUCAGGAGGUGUGUUUGUGGUUUGGUGUAAUGUGAAAAUUGUCAUUUAUAGAAAGUUAAAUGCGUUAUUGUGGUGUCAUUGACAUUCUUAUGGUGGUUACUGACCAUCUCUGUCGAGUUUCUAACUUGAAAUAAAGAAAUGCCAGUGCAUGGCUUAUGACAUGGGAA
Molecule: messenger RNA, 2083 nt
Organism: Lingula anatina
Lineage: Eukaryota; Metazoa; Brachiopoda; Lingulata; Lingulida; Lingulidae
Product: putative ATP-dependent RNA helicase DDX28
Molecular function (GO): RNA helicase activity; ATP binding; nucleic acid binding
Source: RefSeq, a predicted model, not a curated record